Condylura cristata (star-nosed mole) is the source of this 3162-nucleotide messenger RNA. It is a transcript of the gene PWWP3B, whose product is annotated as PWWP domain-containing protein MUM1L1. The coding region runs from base 655 to 2751 and encodes 698 amino acids. Lineage: Eukaryota; Metazoa; Chordata; Mammalia; Eulipotyphla; Talpidae. The record is from RefSeq and is a predicted model, not a curated record. The transcript has 6 exons.
AUUUGGAGUGAGAGUUAAGAAGAGGAUCCCAAGGCCAGCCCCUCCACCAUCCUGGUGACAUUGGUGGAAAUUUUCCUGGACCCGAUCAAGCGCAUAGCCCGGCUGCUGUGUUGGCCAGAACCCUGUGUGUAUCUUCCUGCAACUCAUUCUUUCGACCACAGGAGGGACCUUCUGUCUUCAUCAUCACAGGAGGGGCGGAGCAUCCUCCGAAGCUCCGGAGAACAGAGCCCGGCCAGGCUUGGCCGAGGGGCUGCAUUUCACAGGCUGCAGCUGACAAGAAGCCUCAAGUGGAAAUUUUUCUGGAUCUGAUCAAGCACAUAACCUGUUGCUGUGCUGGCUCUGACUUUCACGUGUCCUCCUGCAACUCAUUCUUCAGAACCCAGCCCGUGAGACUCAGGACAUCUGGACCACAAGGCCAGAUCUUCACAGUCCAUACGACAUUGGUAUCUUCCACAUUGUCUCAUUCAAACAACGUGUUCAAGCAUUCUUUGGAAAUUCAGCUGGAGAACAGUUUGCAUAAGCUGUGAAUUCUUUUAUAGUUCUAAGACAAAAGAGACUGGUAGGAGUACUGUUUUGGUCAGGACUGCCUUAGUAGUGACCAGAAUAGCCAAACACUUCAGUCUCUAAUAACUUUUGACACAAAUCUAAAUCAUAAUGGAUGCUGAGUAUGUUCUAUGUAAUUGGAAAGAUCAAUUAUGGCCAGCAAAAGUUUUAUCUCGAUCUGAAACUUCAUCAAACAGUAAGAGAAAAAAGACAUAUUCCCUUGAAGUUGAAAUACUCUCUCUGGAUGAAAAAAUUCAAGUGGAGAGCACAGAAACAAAGGUCCUUAGUAAACCUCAGAUCGAAGCCAUUGUCUCCUCACUAACAGCGCACUCAGAGGUCAGUUCUGAGCCUACAGAGGAAAGCACGUAUGAAAGAUCACUAAAAGUGGCACUGAAUAUUCUGAAUGAAAGAACCAGCAUCAGUCAAGCAAGCAGUUCCGAUGAAGAAGAAACCACUACACUGCCUGAAGAUGGGCCAGAAAAGCCAGAUCAGCUUUCAGAUUCACCCCCUCGUAAAAAGUGUCGGCAGCAAGAAGGCGACCCACUGGAGUGUGUUGAUGAAAGUGAAAAUCCACCCUCUCUGUCAGUAUCUUCAGAGAGUGAUAAUACCCCGUGUGAUGACAAAUCACAGGUGCCCUCAAUCACUGAUACUUCUCCAAAUGAAACGGAAACAAAGUUAUCUCUAAACUCUAACUGGUGUGAGGCUUUCCCUUCACUUUCAGAAGAUGAUGAUGAUGAGAAAGAGAAUAAAAAAAAAAUUGACAUCACUAUAGUUCCAUGCUUUUAUCCCACAAUCAAAGAAGAGGAUGAAUGUGUUAAAGAAGAAAAAUUUGCUCCAAAUUCACCACUAGAUAGCUUCAGUGUGCCCAAAGCUCUGAAGGAGGAGACAGAGGACAUAUCCACGGAGUCCCUGGCCGUUUCCUCAGAAUGCACACCCUUGUUAGAGAAUAUUGAAGAUCCUGGGGAAGGUCCCUCAAAUCCAUGCCCUGACACCAAUCAGGAGCAACCUCCUGUGGAAUCAGAGACAGGAGCUGCGACAUCUCCCAGGCCUUGUUCAUGGGAGUGUCAGCUUUCAUUAAGUGCCUCUAACAGUGUUCUAGAUUAUUCACUCCUUCUUGUGAAUAAUGAAAGAAAUCUUAACAGACUGGAUUUUGAGGAUCUUGAGGAAGAACUUCAAGCUUCUGGUAAGUCAGUGCAUCAGAAUUCUAUUGAUGCUUCCAUAUUAGAUGACAAUGAGGAAGAUGAAGAACUCCCACGCGUCAUUUUUCAUUAUGAGACACGUUCAUUUGAAGCAGGAAUGAUAGUUUGGUUUAAAUACCAAAAAUAUCCUUUUUGGCCAGCAGUGGUCAAAAGCAUCAGGAGAAAAGAGAGAAAAGCAAGUGUGCUUUUUGUUGAGGCAAACAUGAAUCCUGACAAAAGAGGCAUUAGAGUGCCUUUUAGAAGAUUAAAGAAAUUUGAUUGUAAUGAAAAACAAGCACUUGUCGAUAAAGCCAGGGAGGAGUACAGUGAAAGUAUUGACUGGUGUAUCUCACUGAUAUGUGAUUACAGAGUUAGAAUAGGUUGUGGUUCUUUUUCAGGCUCUUUUCUUGAGUAUUAUGCUGCUGACAUUAGUUACCCAAUUCGGAAAGUAACCAAACAAGAUACCUUCAGAAACAAAUUUCCAAAGCUCCAAAGUGAUGAUAUUGGGGAGUCAAUGGUUGUGACUUCGCAAACCAAGAAAAUGUCCUUCCAGAAAAUUCUCCCUGAUCGGAUGAAGGCUGCUCGGGACCGAGCCAAUAAGAACCUAGUGGACUUUAUUGUAAAUGCAAAGGGAACAGAGAAUCAUCUCCUAGCCAUUUUAAAAGGCACAAAAGGAUCAAGGUGGCUGAAAUCAUUUUUGAAUGCAAAUAGGUUCACUCCCUGUAUUGAAACAUACUUUGAGGAUGAAGAUCAGUUGGAUGAGGUGGUGAAGUAUCUACAAGAAAUCUACAAACAAAUAGAUGAAAGGAUGCUGACUCUGAUAAAAGAUGACAAAAUUAAAUUUAUUCUGGAGGUUCUUCUACCAGAAGCGAUCAUCUGUUCAAUUUCUGCUGUUGAUGGAUUAGAUUACAAGGCAGCUGAAGCAAAGUAUCUAAAAGGACCAUCUCUAGGAUACAGGGAAAGAGAGUUAUUUGAUGCAAAAAUCAUAUUUGAAAAGAGACGGAAACCAUUAACAAAUGAAACUCAUUAAGACUCCCACGUGUCCCAACUAUAACAGCUUUCAUAGAUGUUAGUUUUUAAAAAAAAAUCUGAAUAAUUCCAGCAUAUAAAUAUUUUCCAUAAACAGGAGACUUUUGGUACUGUGUUUACUUUUUGGCAACCUCUAAAAUCUGUGCAUAUACUACAUCUUUUUUUAAUGCUUCUUCAAGUCAAUUUUAUUAACAUAACUCAGCAACCUGCUUUCCCAUACAUUUGUAGAAUGCAUAAUUGCUAACUGAUUUUUAAGGGAAAGUAAUUUUUUUUUGGUAUUUUUACAUCUAUGCUGUAUAAUUAAAUACAGUGUGCACAAUCAUUUCAAUUUAAAAAUUGCACUGGUGUUAGAUAGUAAGCAAGAUAAUUAGAAAAAAUCUAAAGUCAUCAAUUAUAUAUUUUUUGCUUAAUU